UUUUUUUUUCUGGGCAGUAUUUCGGCGCGAGUUAAAUAAGUGUGUUGAAAUGGUGGCGUUUCUGCCGGUCGUGCACGAUGCCGACGCAUCGAAACGUGCCGAUGCGGAGUGAUCUUGGGAACAGCAAGCACGGUCGGAGGGCGGCGAACAGGGAACAUCGGAUGGGCCGGAAUGGCCGCGGUGUGCACUAACGAUGCCGAACGCUUGACGAACAUCGGGCCGCACGCGAGGAUCGACCUCGACCCCCGGUUCGACGCAUCCGCAGCGUCGUGCGAAUUUUGCGCCCGGUUCAACAACUCUGUACGCCGCUGCGGCAGCGGCAACAACAUCAGCAGGGACGGUCAGGCGCCGUCGGAUGCGAUGCUGCGACGACCCUGCGACGUUUCGCCCGGUGAAGACUGCGCCCUUUGUACCCAGGCCCCGACUCGCCCGGCCUGGGUCCGGGCACGAACCGCGGGCUUCCUGGGAGAGAACAUCCAGGCGCAUUUGCUCCGACUGAAGGCCAAGUCCAAAGCCCUGCAAUUGUUUCCGAAAAGGGAGCAAAAUGAGCUGCAUCGGAGCGACAGUUUCAAGUUUCAGAGAUACGAGCGGGACCGUGAAGCUCAGCUGGCACCCAAGAGACCGCGUCCGCAACCGCACACGGCGUUGCAUAGGCCAUACGGGGAAACAUUACCCACGGAACGGGCCUCGAUCGCCGCAGAGCCCCGCGAAGAGAUCUGA
This is a messenger RNA of Notodromas monacha, 720 nucleotides long. The record is from the annotation of a GenBank genome assembly. NCBI's taxonomy places the organism in Eukaryota, Metazoa, Arthropoda, Ostracoda, Podocopida, Cyprididae.